Chenopodium quinoa (quinoa) is the source of this 2402-nucleotide messenger RNA. RefSeq names its product phosphatidylinositol 3,4,5-trisphosphate 3-phosphatase and protein-tyrosine-phosphatase PTEN2A-like. The transcript is spliced from 13 exons. Bases 222 to 2105 code for a protein of 627 amino acids. Gene Ontology annotation, cellular component: cytosol. The record is from RefSeq and is a predicted model, not a curated record. Gene Ontology annotation, molecular function: phosphatidylinositol-3,4,5-trisphosphate 3-phosphatase activity. Gene Ontology annotation, biological process: dephosphorylation. Lineage: Eukaryota; Viridiplantae; Streptophyta; Magnoliopsida; Caryophyllales; Amaranthaceae.
AAAUUAAUCAACGGUUCAGAAACGUCCGACGCACGUGACCUUUUCCACAAUCAACUCAUUUCUCUCAUUCAUCAUCUCGUGAUCACCCAAAUAUCGAACAUACUUUCUCUCUCCUCUCUUAAUCGAACUACUCCAUUAAUCUUCAAUUCGUCUGCAAAUUACCUUCGAAUUUUCUAGUUUCAUUGCAGUAGUGUUUGGUGUUGUUGGAUGCUGAAUCCGAAAUGAGUGGUGUCGAAACUGAUGUUGGGUCUGUGGCUUCGUCAACCGCACCUCCUGUUGGAGCUGCAGUUGUACAGCCUACUCCUCCCGGGGAUGCCGCUGUGAGUAAUGCAGCGAGUGAUGAUGCGUCAUCCAAGCAACCGGUCUCGGGGAUAGCAUCAUGGGCGCAAAACUUGAAAAUUCCGCUGUCAUCAGCAGGAGGACAGGUUGAGUUGCCUGCUGAGAACUCUCCAAAGUCAGCCUUUGCUCGGUUUACCAGUGGAAUAACGGCUCGAUUGUCCCCAAGAGAUGCUGCUUCUGCUCCUGAAGAUGCCUCUGAUGUAGGAUCUUCUCAGUCAAAUUUUAUUGGAAAUUUCACCAAAGGAUUGGUUGACACAUCGAAAAAUGCAGUAAGGGCGGUAUCAGUCAAGGCUCGGCAUGUUGUUUCUCAAAACAAACGAAGAUAUCAGGAAGAUGGAUAUGAUUUGGAUAUGACUUAUAUCACUGAGAACAUUAUUGCUAUGGGAUUCCCAGCCGGUGAUAUGAGUUCAGGCUUUUUUGGCUAUGUAGAGGGUUUGUACCGUAAUCAUAUGGAAGAAGUGAUAAGUUUCUUAGAUAGCCAUCAUAAGGAUAAGUACAAAGUUUACAAUCUUUGUUCUGAGAGAUUGUAUGAUGCCUCUCUUUUUGAAGGAAAGGUUGCUAGUUGCCCAUUUGAUGACCACAAUUGCCCACCAAUCCAACUCAUUAAAUCGUUUUGUCAAAGUGCUUACUCUUGGUUGAAGGAGGACAUUGAGAAUGUUGUGGUUGUGCAUUGUAAGGCAGGAAUGGCUCGGACUGGUUUAAUGAUUUGCAGUCUUCUUGUGUACUUGAAGUUUUUCCCAACUGCUGAGGAGUCAAUUGAUUACUAUAAUCAAAAAAGAUGUUUUGACGGAAAGGCUCUUGUUCUGCCAAGUCAGAUUAGGUAUGUCAAGUAUUUUGAACGAACAUUAACAUAUUUCAAUGGGGAGAUUCAGCCUGGGCGUAGGUGCAUGCUUAGGGGGUUUCGACUUCACAGGUGUCCUUAUUGGAUCAGACCCCAUGUAACUGUCUCAGACCACAAUGGUGUUCUUUUUUCUACGAAGAAACAUCCAAGAACGAAGGAUCUGUCGACAGAAGAUUUCUGGUUUACUGCCCCAAAGAAAGGAAUUAUGGUGUUUGCUUUGCCAGGAGAGCCUGGAUUAACAGAGUUGUGUGGUGACUUUAAAGUCCUCUUUCAUGAUCGACAAGGAGAUUUCUAUUUUUGGCUAAACACGACAAUGAUAGAAAAUAGGAAGAUCUUAAACACCAGUGAUAUGGAUGGAUUUGACAAGCGGAAGCUGCCUUCCCCUGGUUUCCAAGUUGAGGUUGUUCUUGUAGACUAUGAUGGCACUCCUCCAUCUCCUACACCUCAGCCUGAACCUGUGGUCCAGAAGCCCAAUGACCAGACUGGCCCCCCUUCUGAACAAGUAAAUGAGGUCUCGUCUGCUACAGAAGCUAGCAAAGAUUCUCAAGGUCAAGCUCAGAGUGAACAACAAGACAAAGAUGAUGUGUUUUCAGAUGAUGAGGCCGAUGGAUCAGGCUCAUCAAGGAGUAAAAAGGCUCAAGCAGCUUCUUCAGCAGAUACAAAAAAGUCAACUGCCCCUCCUGCUGAAACUAAGUCCACUUCAGAUCAGAAGGUGGAUGGUUUGACACAAAAAGUUGAAAAAGUAUCGCUUAGUAAAGGAGGAUCGACAGAGGGCCAUUCAGUAAAAGAGUCUAAAAGCGAGGCUGUUGGAACUGGAGCUGCCCUCUCAGCCCCCAACUCUGAAGGGGUUAGUGAUUUCAAGGCAAUGGCAGCCGAUGCUUCUGUCUUUUCCUUUGGUGAUGAUGAAGAUUAUGAAAGUGACUGAGCUACAGGGGUUUGUUGCCUGAUUUCUUCAAUUCAGCAAUCUGCACAUAAAAAAUUUCCAUACCAUAGCAAAAGCACUUCUUUGUUAAGGAAGAUCCUGCCCUAUUCAUUUUAUGUUCAUGUUACUUUGGAAUGUCAAUUUGUUUUUGUGGCUCAUCCAUUGUGAACUGUGGAUAAAAAUUUGUGUUGUAGUUUGUACUUUUUUUUAUUUUUUCUUUUCCGGAUGUUCGUUUGUAAUCUCUGGCUUUGUACACAAUGAUUUUUAUUUUGGUACAAAUCAAACAAUUUUUUAAAGACA